Setaria italica (foxtail millet) is the source of this 3390-nucleotide messenger RNA. Its product is annotated as synaptotagmin-5. NCBI's taxonomy places the organism in Eukaryota, Viridiplantae, Streptophyta, Magnoliopsida, Poales, Poaceae. Gene Ontology annotation, molecular function: lipid binding. The coding region runs from base 654 to 3110 and encodes 818 amino acids. The record is from RefSeq and is a predicted model, not a curated record. The transcript has 15 exons.
GAAAAAGAAGGAAAACGGCAGCGACCACGCGCGCGGCCGCGGCAGGCGAUGAGUUCCAAAUUUGACGCCUUCCAACAAUGGGGGUGCCAGAAGCCCACUCGAUUCCGCCCUCCCAGCGUCCCAGCCCCAACCCUCCUCCUCGAUCCCACCAGUAGAGCCCUCCUGUCCCUUGCUCCGGGCUCUGGGACUUUGGAGCCGCUCCAACCCUGUGAAGUUUGAUCCUUUUUCUGCCUUCAUCGCGGAUUAAAAAGGUUCGAUCUUUGCCGGCCUCUUCGGCUUCUAGGGCCCAACGAGUGGUAUCUGGGCUCGAGAGGAGGCUCCGCCGGCAGCAGCGGUUCUUGUGAUUGGUUCUGGGAUUUGGGGUUUUAGUGCCCAAUCGCGUCCCCACUCCCCAGGGGCGUCCCCGGCAAGCUGGAUCGGCAAGGAGGUGGUUACUGGAAUCUACAGCACUCAACUGGUGGACAGGUACCCAUUACUCACAGUGCAAAAGGGGGAGAGGGAGAGGGCUAGGGCGACAGCAACUCAGGAUCAAGUGGAAACAAAGGCAUAAAGCGGCAAAGGUAUCUGUACCAAGGUGAAGGUGACUCCUACAGGAGAGGUGUGAUUUGUGAAAAGGAGCUGGUUGCUGAAGCUACAGAGACAAGGGAGGAACCAUGGUGAAGAAGAAGCUGAAGAAGCUGUAUGGCAAGGAUGCUCGGGAGUUCUUUAACCAGGUCAUGGUGGAGCAGCCCUUGCUACCCUUCCUAAUCCCACUUGGCCUCUUUGCGUGGUUCGUCGAACGCUGGGUUGUGCCAUUUUCCAACUGGGUUCCCCUCGCUGCUGCCGUUUGGGCUACCAUUCAGUAUGGGAGGUUUAAAAGGAGGAUAACUGUAGAAGAUUUGAACAAAAGAUGGAAGCAUCUGAUACUGAAUACAACCCCUACCACACCGAUUGAGCCUUGCGAGUGGUUAAACAAACUUCUAACAGAAGUUUGGCCCAAUUACAUGGAACCAAAACUAUCGAGGAGGUUUCAAUCUACUGUUGAGAGACGUUUGAAGAAUCGAAAACCAAAAUUAAUAGAUAAAAUAGAGUUACUGGAAUUCUCACUUGGCUCUUGUCCACCUACCUUGGGAGAUGAGGGGAUGCGCUGGAUUACUUCGGGUGACCAGCAAGUCAUGUGCUUGGGUUUUGAUUGGAAUAGCCAUGAGAUGAGUGUAAUGUUUUUGGCGAAAUUAGCAAAGCCACUGAUCGGGACUUGUCGCAUUGUCAUAAACAGCAUUCACAUCAAGGGAGAUCUUCUACUAUCACCCAUACUUGAUGGUGAAGCUAUACUCUAUUCUUUUGAAUCUACCCCGGAAGUCAGGAUUGGAGUAGCAUUUGGAAGUGGUGGAAGCCAAGCAAUUCCUGGUAUGGAGUUGCCAGGUGUCUCGACAUGGCUGGUAAAGCUUUUGACUGAAACCAUAGGGAAAACAAUGGUUGAACCACGCCGACUAUGUUUUUCUUUGCCAGCCGUAGAUCUAAGAAAAGAAGCAGUUGGAGGUGUUCUUUCAGUUACUGUUGUUUCAGCUAGUAACCUCUGUAAGAGCACAGCUAACCGUCAAAGCUCAAAUGGAGGGACCAUGCCUGGAAUUGCUGAUAACAAGGUAUCACAGACAUUUGUUGAGGUAGAAGUUGGCAAUUUAAUGAGGAAAACAAGUACCAGUAAGGGUCUAAAUCCUACGUGGAACAGUACAUUUAACAUGGUACUGCAUGGAGAGACAGGCAUUGUCAAGUUUCUUCUGUAUGAAUUGGAUUCUGGUGGUGUCAAAUUCAAUUUCUUGACAAGCUGUGAGAUAAAGGUCAAGUAUGUUCAUGACGGUUCAACAAUAUUUUGGGCUAUAGGACAUAACUCUGGUGUUGUCGCAAAGCAUACUCAACAUUGCGGACAAGAAGUUGGAAUGGUUGUUCCAUUUGAGGAUAUCAAUGGCGAGUUAACUGUAAGCCUUGUGCUAAAAGAAUGGCAGUUCUCAGAUGGGUCAGUUACAUUGAGUAAUUCUCCGAGCAAUGGUCAUCAAUCCCCAUUUGAUGGAUCACCAAAUCUUCAGUCCGUAACAGGAAGGAGACUUAGGGUCAGAGUUGUUGAGGGUAGGGCCCUCACUGCAAACAGUAAAUCUGGAAAAUGUGAUCCUUAUGUGAAACUUCAGUACGGAAAGGCUCUAUACCGAACAAAAACGCUGUCACACACUGUUCGUCCAGUUUGGAAUGACAAGUUUGAGUUUGAUGAGAUCGCUGGUGGUGAAUGCCUGAAGAUCAAAUGCUAUAAUGCAGAUAUAUUUGGUGAUGAAAGCAUUGGUAGUGCAAGGGUUAACUUGGAGGGACUUUUAGAUGGUGCUAACCGCGAUGUUUGGGUCCCACUUGAAAAAAUAGAUUCGGGAGAGAUCAGGCUUGAAAUAGAGCCAAUAAAGAAUGAUCACAACAAUAGCAUGCAGAGCUCAAGUAGUAACGCUGGAGCUGGUUGGAUUGAGCUAGUUAUAAUUGAAGCUAGAGAUCUUGUUGCUGCCGAUCUGAGAGGCACUAGUGAUCCUUAUGUCAGGGUGCAAUAUGGGAACAAGAAGAAACGUACCAAGGUCAUUUACAAAACACUCUCUCCGCAGUGGAACCAGACGUUUGAGUUCCCAGAAACCGGAGAACCCCUGACUUUGCAUGUCAAGGACCACAACGCUGUCCUUCCAACUGCUAGCAUUGGCCAUUGCACUGUCGAAUACAGCAUGCUAUCUCCAAAUCAAUCCGCGGAGAAAUGGAUACCGCUCCAAGGGGUAAAAAGUGGAGAAAUCCGUGUAAAAAUCGCACGAAGGGUGCCGAUGUCAGACUCGGAAAAGAAAACCACGCUAGGGACAGAUCCAUCUGGUAAAGGACACAAGAUAGCAACACAGAUGAGGGACAGCCUGAAGAAAUUCACAGGCUUGAUUGACGAGGGCGGUGACCCGGAGGCCCUGUCUUUGGCGGUGACAGAGAUGGAAGGUAUUCAGGGUGAGCAGGAAGAGUACAUAGAAGUGCUGGAGCGUGAGAAGGCAAUGCUGCUGCACAAGAUACACGAGCUUGGUUCCGAAAUCAUUAGAACAUCAUCAGGCCCUCCAAGGACGCCGUACUAGGUUUUUGUUUCUUGAUGAAAGAAUGCGCCCCACUGAACAUAUACGUAUGGGCAGGCCAAGACCUCAUUACACAUAGAACUCUUUGCUUCGAUCUGCAUAUAGUACAAGUGAACAUUAUAGUUUUGUAAGUAGGCCAGGUGAGUAGAGAAGUGAUGGAUGGAGCUUACUGAAGUUGCCCCACUAAUGUACAUGAAGCCUGAAAUCUGAAUUGAUGAUCCAACGGUCAGAUAAAGAGAUGAUCCUGUAAACCUGCAGGUGCAAUUGGUGUGGUACGAAGAAA